This is a messenger RNA of Acanthoscelides obtectus, 111 nucleotides long. The record is from the annotation of a GenBank genome assembly. Lineage: Eukaryota; Metazoa; Arthropoda; Insecta; Coleoptera; Chrysomelidae.
AUGGUGUGCAUUGUACCAUAUACAUAUGUCACCUUCCACUGUUAUUUAUACAUUGUUUUACACUUAGGAACAACCUGUUUUAAAAAUAAACCAUUUUCACCAAGACAAUGA